AUCACUUGCUCAUUCUCAUUUUUUUCACUUUCAACUCCACAUCUCUCUCUCUCCCUCACUUAUCUCUCUCUCUCUCUCUCUCUCUGAAUCUCUCUGUCUCUCUCGCCAACUCUCUCUCGAUGUCGUAUCUUCAGGUCCCAAUGAGCCACCAGGAUAUGAUAAACGGAGUGGGUGUACUGCCCGUGAGCACCCCAAACUGGACAAUCAAUGUUUCAGACAUAAGGACAGUUAAAGUCAGUAAUGUUUCGUUAUCUGCUACGAAGAAGCAUAUCAGUGAUUUCUUCUCGUUUUCUGGUGAUAUUCAGUUUAUUGAAUUUCGAAGGGAAACUGAAAUAACUACACUUGUUUAUGUCACAUUCAAGGAAGCACAGGGUGCAGAUACUGCAAUUCUUAUGUCGGGAGCUACCAUUGUUGAUCGUCCAGUCUCCAUAACCCCUGCCGAGAACUACCAACUGCCUCCAUAUGUUCCUUUGCUGACUAUGGAGAAGAAGACUACUGAUAGUGAUUCAGCUUUUCAUAAGACUGAAGAUGUGGUGAGCACCAUGCUUGCCUUGGGAUUCAUCUUGGGAAAAGACACCCUGAGCAGAGCAAAAACAUUUGAUGAAAAGCACAAGUUGACAUCACAUGCCUCAGCCACUAUAGCUUCCAUUGAUCGCAAGAUCGGCCUGAUCAAGAUGUUAAGCACUGGGACAGCUGCUUUGAAUGGAAAAGUGAGAGAAAUAGAUGAGUGGUUCCAACUGUCUGAUAUGACAAAACAAGCACUUUUGGCUGCUGAACACACAGCUAGCAGUGCUGGUUCUGCCAUCAUGAGAAAUCGCUAUGUUUCUACAGGGGCUUCAUGGGUUUCAAGCGCUUUAAGUAUGUUUGCAAAGGCAGCUGAGGAUGUAAGCUUGAUGACUAAAGACAAGGUUGAAAAGGCUGAUGAGGAAAAGAAAGAGACGCUUUACAGAGAGCCAACUGUGGUGAAUGACUAUGCACGGUUCCAUCUUGACAAGUCUUCCACUGCGGAGCUUACUGUGGUGUCUGUUCAUACCACUAUCUGAUAGACUAAGCUAGGAAAAUAGGAAAUAUUUCAGUUCUGUUAUUCACGUAAUGAAUUUUUUGAUUUUUUCCCACUAUGUUUUACGUUUUCCACUAAAAAUUUACUUGAACCUGAUGCUGUUGUAUGUAAUACGAAUAUUGUAACUUGUUUCAGAGACAUCAGUUGCAUUGUGAUAAAGAUGUACGAACUUGGUACACUUCUUUCUGUUGUUCCUUUAAAUGAGGUUUACGAGUGAUAUUUAUAGUAUUAAUU
Messenger RNA from Daucus carota subsp. sativus, 1294 nucleotides. RefSeq names its product binding partner of ACD11 1. NCBI's taxonomy places the organism in Eukaryota, Viridiplantae, Streptophyta, Magnoliopsida, Apiales, Apiaceae. The transcript is spliced from 6 exons. The coding region runs from base 120 to 1043 and encodes 307 amino acids. The record is from RefSeq and is a predicted model, not a curated record. Gene Ontology annotation, molecular function: RNA binding.